Molecule: messenger RNA, 336 nt
Organism: Antrostomus carolinensis (chuck-will's-widow)
Lineage: Eukaryota; Metazoa; Chordata; Aves; Caprimulgiformes; Caprimulgidae
Gene: MRPL28
Product: mitochondrial ribosomal protein L28
Exons: 4
Cellular component (GO): mitochondrial large ribosomal subunit
Molecular function (GO): structural constituent of ribosome
Source: RefSeq, a predicted model, not a curated record
GACGAGGCCUACGGCUUCGACUUCUACAUCCUGAAGACUCCAAAAGCCGAUCUGUGCUCGAAGCUCGGGAUGGACUUGAAGCGAACGAUGCUGCUGCGACUUGCGCGGCGGGACCCUAAACUGCAUCCCGAUGAUCCAGCCAGGAGAGAGGCCAUCUAUAACAAGUACCAGGAAUUUGCGAUCCCAGAAGAGGAAGCUGAAUGGGUUGGCUUGAGUUUAGAAGAAGCAAUAGAAAAACAAAGGCUCCUGGAAAAAAAGGACCCUGUCCCACUCUUUAAGGUGUAUGCUGAAGAGCUGGUCAACCAACUGAAAGAGCAGGCGCUGCAGAAGCAGUAG